Molecule: messenger RNA, 2308 nt
Organism: Brassica napus (rape)
Lineage: Eukaryota; Viridiplantae; Streptophyta; Magnoliopsida; Brassicales; Brassicaceae
Exons: 1
Coding region: 1251-2102 (283 amino acids)
Source: RefSeq, a predicted model, not a curated record
GUUUCCUAAUCCUAACACAAGCAAGAUUAAAGAGUUGGUUUUGUUGACCAUGUCUGAUUAGUCUCUUGAUCAUGUUGGAAUAAUUCAAUUGUUCUGUUUAUGUCCGAUUAAAUAAAUACAAAUGUUUGCUGUCUCGUAAAUUGUUUGUUAGUCCAAAAUAAUGCAAUGGUUUGUUCCGGGACGACGCCAAGAUCAGACAGUUUUGAGCUCUGUUGCUACACCUAACCAGUCUUUGUCUGCAAUAAAUACAACUACGUACUAGCUCCCUCGGUCUAUUUUUAUAAAAUGUAUGCAUCAAACUGUUAUUAACCUUAACAUAAUGUUUGCAAAUAUAUAAACCGUAUGUGUAAGAAGAACUAAGAAGUUUUCCUCGUGCAUGUGACUCAUCUCAUUCUCACGUGAUUCUCGACCAUUUGCCCAAUACCCCUUUUGUUUUCGAAAGUCCCAUGAACUUCGUAAAUGUGAGCAAGGCCUAGUAUUAUUAUGUGUGUGGACAAGCUUGUUGCUCUUUUGCUUUGACGCCUUGUGACUGUCACGUGUCCUUUUCGGAAAUUUUACAAGUUGUUUCAUAGGCUGCUUAAACAAGAUCCAUGUAAUUAACUUUUAUUAUGAUAAUUUUCUUUCCGAAAUGUAACAUUCGAAUAUUCUGCAACAAAUAGCCUCGUUAAUUUAUACUAAGCUGGAAUAUAUCCAGUAUACGUACUACGGGAAACUAUAUCUUCAAAUGAAAAAUAUAUAGAAAUAGAUCUCUUUAUCAACAUGGGAGUUUCCAUAGAGAAAAUAUUGUAAUGAGAUGGCAUAAUAAUUAGUUGUGGUAGGCAACUAAUCAUUGUUUCCAACUUUCCAUAGACAGGAGACAAAACAUUUUGAAGAUAAUAGAAUUCACUAAAGGUUAAGAAACUUUUAUGUAUUGUGCUAUCAUUAUUGGUUGAAUGUCCACACAAGAUUAUACUAAUAAUUUUAUUUUUGAAAAAAAGCCAAACAAUUAAAGAGCAUUAAAAUAUUUUAAAAGUUGUCUAUAUAAAUAGGAUCAUAAUCAGUGUCAGUGUAUCUCUCCCUCCCAGAUCAAAUAUUCUAUCGAUCGCUUCACUUUCCUGAUUUAAAUUUCCGAGGGAUCGUAUAAUCUCAAUCUUCACCGUAUUCAAUUUCUCAAACUCAGAUCAAAGAGACAGAGCAAAGCAUUUAUACCUUCGCUGUUUCACGGAAACAUAACAAACAAAACGAUUCAAACAACUACAAAACAAAAAAACAUGACGAAACCGUUUGUGUUCCAUGGUGUGGAGGCGGAGAAAGCAGAAGCGAUGAGGAGAUACAACAACCAAAAAUGCUUCCGGAACAUUAUACGAGCAUGCGCCGUCGCUUUACUGUUUUACUUGUGGUUUCCGACAGUGACGGUUUCACUGUUAGCUGUCGGCGACUGGUUUUACCGAACCGGAGCGGUUAUUGUAACCAAUCGUACCGUUGUCUUCGUCUCCGCAAACUUACUCGUCGCUUUGGUUUUCAUUCUAUCUCGCGAUCGCGACGACGAGAGUAGUUCCAAACCAGAUCUAUACGAUCAGUACACCUCCUCCUCCUCCUCCGCCGUUAUCGUAACCGCCGCCGAUGAAAAAGUGGUUGACGAUGGUGGUUCGAAAAAUCAAACCGUUGCGGCGUUGGUCGAGGAGGUGAUUGCGGAGAAGCAAACCGUUGCGGCGUUGGUCGAGGAGGUGAUUGCGGAGAAGCAAACCGUUGCGGCGUUGGUCGAGGAGAUAGUUGCGGAGAAGCAAACCGUUGCGGUGUUGGUCGAGGAAGUAGUUGCGGAGAAGCAAAUCGUUCCGGCGUUUAUUGAGGAGAAGGUGGCUGUGGAGGCGGUCACAACAGAGUUAAAGAGAACCUAUAGGAGGACGAAGUCGGAGAGGAAGAAGAAGGUUAACCGGCCGGUGACGGAGUUUCGAAGGACAGAGUCGGCGAACUCAGGGAUAGAGAGAUUGAGCGGCGAGGAGUUUCGUUUGAAGGUAGAGGCAUUUAUAAUGGAGAAGAAGAGAUGUCUUGUUCAGGAAGAAAACGACGUCGUUGCAUGUGGACUUGAGCUCGUUGGUGCUGCUGACUAUGGAUCGUACUAAGAUGUGCAGAAAUGUGAUAAUCUCAAAUUAUAUUAUCUACUUUUGGAUUAGUUUUAGGAGCGCUCUUCAAAAGUAGACGCAAAAUCAUUGGCUAUAUUUUCAUUGCUGAUGAUUAUGUGUUGUUACGGUGAAGCGAGAUUAGCUGAUUUUCUUUGUUACAAAACUUAUUUGAAUAAAAUAUCAUUCGGACGGUUUGUCGUAUCAAA